Molecule: messenger RNA, 612 nt
Organism: Prunus armeniaca (apricot)
Lineage: Eukaryota; Viridiplantae; Streptophyta; Magnoliopsida; Rosales; Rosaceae
Source: the annotation of a GenBank genome assembly
AUGGGAGUCUUCUACUCUGCGGGUCAAGAUCCCAUCUUCUUCGCUCACCAUGCCAACGUGGACCGCAUGUGGUACUUGUGGAAGAACAACUUUGGGGGACAGGACUUAGAAGACACUGAUAUUCCAUGGAUUGACCCCACCUACAAGCCCACCCCUCGCUUUCCAGCCAACAAGACAGAACCGCAGGUUUCCUUUGCUGAGCUUUCCACCAAGUUCCCAGCCACUUUGGACUCCACCAUCAGUGUUGAAGUGGCCAGGCCGGAGGAGGUCAGAAACCGGAGCGACGUGGAGAAGGCGAAACAAGAGGAGGUGCUGGUGAUCCGUGGGAUUGAGUUCCCGGCGAAUGUGCCCGUCAAGUUUGAUGUGUAUGUGAAUGAUGAUGCGGGCUCGCCCAGCGGGCCGGACAAGUCCGAGUUUGUCGGUAGCUUUGUGCACGUGCGACACAGGCACGACCAUAUUAUAAAGACCAAGCUGACGUUUGGGAUCACGCAGUUGUUGGAGGACUUGGGAGCCGCAAAGGACGGCAGUGUGGUGGUGACCUUGGUGCCAAGGAACGGGGAAGGAAAAAUAACCAUUGGUGGAUUCUCCAUCGAGCUUUCUCCUUGCGUCUGA